Messenger RNA from Notechis scutatus (mainland tiger snake), 3045 nucleotides. RefSeq names its product kinesin family member 18B (gene KIF18B). Gene Ontology annotation, biological process: microtubule-based movement. The record is from RefSeq and is a predicted model, not a curated record. Gene Ontology annotation, molecular function: microtubule binding; microtubule motor activity; ATP binding. Lineage: Eukaryota; Metazoa; Chordata; Lepidosauria; Squamata; Elapidae.
GGCCUAGAAUUCAGUUACCAUUUCCAGAUCUCGUCGGCCGCCGAAACAGUUCACGGAUCGCCUUCUGAACACAGUACUCUCCGUUCUUGUUGAGAGCCCGAGUCGCAUUCUCUAAUAAUGGUGCUCAUACCAGCUGAAGAAGGCAAUGUAACGGUGGUGGUCCGAGUGCGGCCACAGACUCCACGAGAGCAAGAAGGAAACCGCCAAAGCACAGUGCAGGUGCUCAGUGACAGCAUGUUAGUAUUUGACCCUGAAGAAUCAAGCCUGCUGGGCUUCCAAAGUCAUGAGUCUGUUUCCCAGAAGAAAGGCAAGAAUAUGAAGUUUAUUUUUGAUCGGGUGUUUGGAGAAAUGGCUACCCAAGCAGAAGUCUUUGAGAACACAACUAAAGAGAUUCUGAAUGGUGUGCUAAGUGGCCACAAUUGCUCUGUAUUUGCAUAUGGUGCAACAGGAGCUGGUAAAACAUAUACCAUGCUGGGAUCAGAGACGGAACCUGGUAUCAUGUACCUCACCAUGAAGGAGCUGUAUAAAAAAAUAGAGGUUAAAAAGGAAGAGAAAUUCUGUGAGGUGUUCAUCUCCUAUCAAGAGGUAUAUAAUGAGCAGAUUUAUGACCUUUUGGAACCAAAGGGUCCACUAGCUAUUUGGGAAGAUCCAGAGAAAGGUGUCUUGGUGCAAGGUCUUUCAGUUCAUAAGCCAAAAUCUGCUAUGCAGGUUCUAGAAAUGCUGAAGCAAGGAAAUCUGAACCGUACACAGCACCCCACAGACAUUAAUGCCACUUCUUCACGAUCUCAUGCAAUCUUCCAGAUCUGCGUGAAGCAACAAAACCUUGUAGUCGGCAUGCAUCAGGAUCAGCUAAUGGCAAAAAUGAGCCUGGUUGAUUUGGCUGGCUCUGAACGUGCCUCUGCUGCUAACACUAACGGAGAACGACUCCGUGAGGGUGCCAACAUCAAUCGAUCCUUACUGGCUCUUAUCAAUGUUAUUAAUGUCCUGGCAGAUGCCAAGAGUAAAAAAACCCACAUUCCAUACCGGGACAGCAAGCUAACACGCCUCCUAAAGGAUUCUAUUGGUGGAAACUGUUGGACCAUCAUGGUUGCAGCUAUUAGCCCCUCCGUACUUUCCUAUGAGGACACAUACAACACCCUCAAAUAUGCAAACCGGGCUAAAGAAAUCAAACUUUCAAUUAAACCUAAUGUGGUAAGCCUGAACCAUUCUAGCAGCAAAUAUGCAGCUGUUUGUGAGCAACUAAAGGCAGAGGUGGCAGACUUAAGAGGGAGGCUCCAAGCUUAUGAAGAAAAAAUGCCAGAACUUAAGUCCUUCCCUGUUUUGGCUCCUUGUACUUCUGAGCAGAUGGAGCUCUUCAGGUCAAAAGAGACUACUUUGGAUUAUGGAGUGUUGCAAAAGGAUGAUUGCACAGAAAUGGGACCUUCCCAACUUUUGAAACAAAAUUGUUCUAGAAAAAGCCUCACAAAGGAGGAUUCAGGAAGAAAAUCUGAGUGCUGUUGCCCAAAGUUUUCAAAUCCAAUUAAACAUCAGGAAAAAAUGGAAACUCAGUUGCAGAGCAUGGACAAACAACAGUUAAAGAGGCUUGUAAUAGCUACUCUGCUGGUAGCCAAAAGACAAUACAGUCGGUUGAAAGUCACCAAUCUACUUACUCCUGAAAUGAUAGCACAGUUUAAAGAGCUGACUUCCAUACUUCAUGAAGAGUCCCAUGGAGCCCUGAAACUUUCAGUUUUGGAUGAGCAUGAUGAUGAACCGGAUGUGCAACAAUUGAUGAAUCAUGAUGAUUCUUUGGCUAUUCUCCCUACCAAUCUUACUGAAACCAAGUAUGCCAGUCCUAAGGUUAAUCCUGGAAUUCAACCUGCUGAACCAGAUGCUGAGCUGAUUCCACAUGCUGUCUCGAAGACCCCUCACUGCUCAACAAAGAAGAGGAGGAAGGCAUCGCAGUCUGAAAGAAGCAUUUCAUCUAGCCAAAGGGAGCGUGCAAAGCGCCGUCGGAAGGCUUGUCUUUCAUCCCAGAAAGUGAAUUCUCUGAAGGAAUGGUCUGAUUUUGCCCAAGUAGGCUGUACCAGCACCCCUCUUGGAGUGAAAACAAAAUAUUCCAGACCAGUUGAUUAUCAUACUCCAUUAUAUUGCCCAUCAACAGUUACUAAGAGUUGCAUGCCCCUGGCUCCUUCAACCAUUCAGAAUUGCUCUCCUCCACAAAACUUAAACAUAACUUUUGACCUCUUUGAGAAAUCCUGUCCUCCAGUGUUGAAGAUCAAUACUGUGGAAUGCCCUGCUUGGGAAAGUGUCCAGCAUGUCUCCAAUCAUCAGGGUGUGCCACUUAUACCUAGGGCCUCCAUGCCUGUGUUUACUAUGAAAGGCUCCUCUAUCCCAAGAGCAACUUCGUUGGCUUCCAAAGCAUCGUUACAGAAGAGGAGACAUACCACAAUUUCUAUCUCUCAUUUGCCAAGCAGCCGCAUUGGUAGGCUCCAGGGUCGUUCUGUAAAGUCUUCACAGGUUGUGAAUGCACCAGGACGUCCAUCUGGCAUCCCUGCAUGGAAAUGGCGCUAGAGAUUUGUUCAUUCCUAGGAACCAGCAUUCUGUUGUAGGCUCACUCCAUGAAGUUUCUUUCAAGCUUCUACUUGAACAUUGUAACAUUCUGACAUCUUAUCUCUUCAGCUUCCUCUAUUUUUAUUUAAUUGUAUCUAAAUCUGUAUAUCCACAUCUACCUUUUUAAUAGCAGGUGUACAUUGAAUUAACAGAUGACAGCUGAGUUGCCAUAAAUUAUUAGGAAACAACAGCAAACCUAAAGUGUAAAGUUUGGUUCAAUAUUAUACAGUAUCUUCCAUUGUAAUAAUAAUAAGGUGCUCAGCAUGUAUCUGUUGGAUAAAAAGAGCACAGUUUUCAAAACUAGCUCAUUCUGGACCAAAAUUAAUGAUUUUAUACCAAAGUGAAUGAUUCUUCGUUUAUUCAGAUUCUCUGAUUAGUUUUUAUUAUUAAUAAUACCUCCCCCAUGGUGCAAUGAGAAUAAGUUUGUAAAAGAAUGAACUGAACGAACUAGGCUGC